UUUCAAAAACUCUGCGAUGCCCCUGGUGCCAACAUCUGUAAAGGAAUCCCAGUACAGCAAGUUUCAGAAUGGAGUUGGCUCAAAGCGUGAGAUGACAAAAGAGGAAGUGCUGAGGGAGUCCUCAGAAGAAGAAGCAGUCCUGGACAGGUCCUGCUUUCUAACCCACACACCUGUGUACCCUGUUAUUCACCAGGUGGCAUCAGCACCCAUGCCUACUGAUUCUGACUUUUCCUUCUUCGACCCCGCCGAUCCUCAGUGUAGGGAGGUCCUGCUGGAUCCUUCGACGUCCAUACCGGAGCUGUUCGCUGUGCUCAGACAGUGGGUUCCUCAGGUCCAGAAGAACAUCAUUCUUAUUGGUGACCAGAUUUUGAAAAGAGGUUGCGGAGUCAACGACAGAGAUGGCCUUACCGACAUGACCCUGCUGCAUUACUGCUGCAAAGCUGGCGCGCCUGGCAUUGGUGAUGCAGAGAGCGCCGCAAGUUUUGCCCGGAAGCUCUUGUCUUUGGGAGCUGAACCAUCACUGCGCAGUCGCUGGACCAACAUGAGCGCCCUUCACUACGCUGCCUACUUCGACGUUCCUCCUCUCAUCCGCGUGGUGUUGCAAGCAUCCCAGCCUGGUGAAGUCGAUGCCACCUGCAGUGAUUUUGACUUUGGCACUGCCCUUCACAUUGCGGCUGCUAACCUCUGCACCUCUGCAGUCCGGUGCCUGCUGGAGCUCGGAGCUAAUCCUGCAUUCAAGAAUGAUAAGGGGCAGUGCUCUGUGGACGUGGUGCCCGAGCCGUUGGACAUGCCUCUUGAAAUGGCAGAUGCUGCAGCACAGGCCAAAGAGUUAAGGACAUUGCUGAGGGAUGCUCUGCCCCGACCACUUACUUCUCUGCCCUUAAAGCCGGAUCGACCUCCUGACUUCCACUCAGAAAAGGCCCAGACUCAGCUCUCCAAAAUGGGCAUCCGGCUUGGAGACAAGGUCAUCAUUGCUGGACAAAAGGUUGGCGUUCUGCGCUUUGCGGGCAGUACUGAGUUCGCCGGUGGCCUGUGGGCUGGUGUGGAGCUUCAGCAGCCGGAGGGGAAGAAUGAUGGAUCGGUGGCAGGAGUUCAGUACUUUACCUGUCAUAUGAACCAUGGAAUUUUUGCUCCUCUGUCUAAGAUCAGUAAAUUUUCGGAGCGGCGCAGACCUGUUCCUCGUCAUCCUGUCAUUCCUCUCCGGCCCCCUCGUCAGAUCAACCUUUCCCAGGUCAAGUCAAAAGUUGACACAGGUUUAACAUUGAUAAAGGCCAGGUCCUUACAGACACUUACAGACUGUGUGGACGAGUCCUUGGACGUUAAGACAGGUGCUCUCUCACGCAGCUGUUCUACCUCCUCCUCCUCUUUGGACUGCAGACACGCCCUGUCCUCCCGUCCUCCGAUUUCGAUGCCUCGACAGAGACGUCCCCUCCGUCCUCGGCAGGAAUCAGCGACUCCCAGCUCCAGAUCGACUCCUUCACUGUCUUCACAGUCUGGCUUGGCACGAAGCAGCUCGGGAUCUGAUGUACCCGCGCUACGUCUCGGAGAGCGCGUCCUUGUAGUGGGACAGCGGACGGGAGUCGUCCGAUUCUACGGGAAGACCAGCUUUGCCCCAGGUAUUUGGCUGGGAAUUGACCUGGAUAAGCCCAGUGGGAAGAAUGAUGGCUGUGUUGGCGGUGUGAAAUAUUUCAGCUGCCCACCUAAUCAUGGAGUGUUUGCUCCACCUUCACGUGUACAGAGGAUUCAUGGUUCUGUAGACUGCCUGUCAGAACUGUCCUCCUCCCGACACAAAUACACCUUCACUGGAAUCCGUCGUAGCUUCAGCACCACUUCAGCCAUUGCAACACAGAGAGAGCCACAUCGGAAGAACCAAGCAAAUCGGAGCCAUUCAUCUUCUGUGCGGCAGCGCUGGAGCACACUCAGUUCCGGCUCCGCCGAAACGUCUCCCAGAGGACCAGGCACCAACGGUGGCACAGUCACACUGCACCUGGGCAUGCAGGUCCUACUCAGUAGUGCCAAUGAGAUGGGCACCAUUCGCUAUCUUGGCACAGCUGACUUUGCACCCGGCCUCUGGCUCGGUUUGGAACUCCGCAGUGCCAAGGGGAGAAACGAUGGCUCGGUCGGUUCCAGGCGCUACUUCAGCUGUCGGCCCGGGCACGGCGUCCUGGUUCGCCCGAGCAGGGUCACCUACCGCGGCAUCAACGGUGCCAAGCUGGUGAACGAAAGCAGCUAAAGCUGUAAGCUGUUCUCACUUUUACUUUCAUCUCUCUCUGAGCCCCAUCGUGAAUUUUUCUUCUCAUAGUAAAUGAGCAGCUACGUGGCAUUAAUGGAUGGCAGCGCUGAAGGAGAAACAAUUAUAAAGCGUGCCAAGGCACGAAAUAAAGCACUUUGAAAGCAGGGUUAUUCAUCAACACUACAGCCUUUGUAAUAAGCAUUACCGGCUGAGUUGUUUGCAUUUUGGUGUUAGCCUGAGGUGAGGUCACUUGUUUGUUUUGGUUGUAGAGAAUGUUUAGUCUGGCAGUUCAUUAUUUAAAUGAUGCACAACAUGGCCAAAAGUAUUUAUAAUCCUUUUAACUGGAGCAGUGGUUCCCAAAAUAUUUACACCAAGCACCACUUCUGAACAGAUUAAAGCCUUUAGGUACCAUCUGUAACCCUCUCAGAUGAACCACCACUGGUACAGCUAGGACAUUUUGUAUUUCAACCAUUUAAAUACAAAUCGAAAGACUUACGCACAGGUGGUGCAGCGGGAUAUUCCGCUAGCGCCGAGAUUCUGAACUCCUCAGUUCGAAACUCGGCGUUGCCACCGUCGACUGAGCGCCAUCUGGCAGGCAUAAUCAUCAGUGGCUGCAUCAGAUACUAAUUUGCCACCGUGUCUGCUAGGGCUGGACGACCAGAUUAUGUGUGUUCAUACGCUGUGUUAGGACCCUGGUUGGUGGUAGAGACGCCCGUGCAGAAUGCAGGGGCGAGAAGAGGCGUGGGCAGCGACAUACUCUCCUCGGAUGCAAUCGGGUAUCCCUCAGCAGUUGACUGCGCUAAAUUGGGAGGGAAAUUUUUAAAAAUCGAAAGACUGAAGCCUCUUCAUUAUAAAAUUAUUUAAACCCUUUGUUGGCAGACUGCAAAUUUGGCACUGCAAACAUGGCUAGAACUCAAUUGAAGUUUGAACUGAUUGGACUUGAUUGGUCUAAAAGGUCCAAGAACUUACAUGAUGUCAAAGACCUAGAUGGGCGGCACGGUGGCUAAGUGGGUAGCACUGUCGCCUCACAGCAAGAAGCUUUCUGUGCGGAGUUUGCAUGUUCUCCUUGUGUCUGCGUGGGUUUCCUCCGGAUGGUCCGGUUUCCUCCCACAGUCCAAAGACAUGCAAGUGAGGUGAAUUGGAGAUACUAAAUUUUCCAUGACUCGAUAUAACCUUGUGAACUGAUGAACCUUGUGUAAUGAGUAACUACCUGUUCUGUCAUGAAUGUAACCAAAGUGUAAAACAUGACGUUAAAAUCCUAAUAAACAAACAAACAUUUUCCAAAAUCAUAUGCUCUACCACCUGGGAAAGCUUAAAGCACCACCAUUGGUACAGCUAGGGCAUUACGGAAAGCAAACUUUCAACAUAAUACUGAUUGCCCCAAAAGUGGGGCAUCUGUCUGGUGGCGUCUGUUAAUCCACAGUAUUUCAACCAUUAAAAUAAAACUUGAACGACUUAAAUCUCUUAAUUAUAAAAGCAUUUAAACCCUUUGCUUUGGCACUGCAAAUUGUGGUCAGGUGCAUUCCAUUUGCUUUAUUUAUCCUUAUCACGUGGCUAGAACACAAUUGAACAAAAGUUCAACUGUUGCAAUCUGACUAGAUUGGACCUUAUUCUAAAAGGGCUAACAAUUUACACUAAAUUAUCAGUACACAAACCAAUUAAUGAUGUCCAAGACCUAGAUCAGGGCAACAAUAUAAAACAUUAUCUAGGUCCUUGAGGGUUGCCAGGAUCACACUGGCUUCUCUAAUAAAAUGGAACAAGAUUGACCCUCCAUAUUGGGAAUACAGGCAAGAUGAGCCUUGGUCAGGAAGGUUAGAAAAUCAGACACUCUAAAAGAGCUCUAAAAGUCCUGUGCAAAGAUGGGUGAAUCUGCUGUAUGUACAACUUUCUCUGCAGAGCCGAGUAAACUGCAAAUAAUGGCCGACUUGAAGUUUGCCGAACAGCACAUAAAUGACUGGCAACAUGAGGAUGGUUCGCUGGUCUAAUGAGAUGAGAAUUAAACUCUGAUCUCUUGUGGAAACGAGCUCUGCAUCUAUCUAGCCUGUACCAUCCCUACAAUGAAACAUGGUGGUGGCAGCAUCAUGCUAUAGAGGUGCUUCUCAGAGGCAGGGACAGGGAGACUUAAAGAAUUAAAGUUGAAGGCAGUUGACAUGUUUUCCAUACUGUACAGUUUGUAAAGAUAGACUAACAAAUAAUUACCAACAUUUUAAAGAACUCAAUCAGG
Trichomycterus rosablanca is the source of this 4457-nucleotide messenger RNA. RefSeq lists its product as uncharacterized. NCBI's taxonomy places the organism in Eukaryota, Metazoa, Chordata, Actinopteri, Siluriformes, Trichomycteridae. Gene Ontology annotation, cellular component: cell tip; cell cortex; spindle pole body. The record is from RefSeq and is a predicted model, not a curated record. The coding region runs from base 17 to 2233 and encodes 738 amino acids. Gene Ontology annotation, molecular function: microtubule plus-end binding. Gene Ontology annotation, biological process: nuclear migration involved in conjugation with cellular fusion; cytoplasmic microtubule organization; establishment of mitotic spindle orientation. The transcript has 16 exons.